GCACGCCUAGACCCAGUCUAUAUAUACCAUUUGCAUUGCAGCGAGUAAGAGAACUGGUGUCGUCCUCUUGCGUCUGAUUCUGCUUCUGCUGCUACCGCCGGCCUUGUUUAACAGGUGCGAGCGGCCCGACCUUAUGGCCUCACCUGCUGCUGCCAGGAGGCUCCUCUGUGCCGCUGCCCCAUUGCGCUUCACUCCGCCAUCAUCACUUUCCAUUGCAGGUUGGCUGCGCAAUUUGUCACAGUCAUCGGCAAGGGGCGUGUUGAGGAUUCCACCAAGCACAUCAUUGUCAAUCAUAUCCAUCUCUUCACGCAACAUGUCCGUGGCCGGCCCGCAAGGCGGGGAGAUGCGUGCCAUCCUAGUCAAGGGCGGCAAAGGGGACCUCAAUGCGCUCUACAUCGGCAGUGCACCGGUUCCGCAGCUGAAAGACCCAAACGAGGUGCUUGUGCGAAUCAAGGCGUUUGGCGUCAACCGCAUGGACAUUCUUCAGCGCAAUGGCCAGUACCCUCUGCCGCCUGGUGCGCCCGAGAUCAUGGGCGUCGAAUUCAGCGGACGCGUCGUGCAGGCUGGCUCCGAAGCCAAGAGUCAGCACAGCGGUAGCGGCUUGUCAGAUGACUUCAAAAAAGGGGACGAGGUGUUUGGACUCGCUCUCGGCGGUGCAUAUGCAGAAUACAUUGUGGUCAAGUCCAACUUGUUACUACACAAGCCUGCCGCUCUCUCACAUGUCCAGGCAGCUGCCAUUCCUGAAAAUUGGCUCACAGCUUUCCAGGCCUUGCGCCCGAUCGCAAACCUGCAGCCCGGAGAAGACGUGCUGGUGCACGCAGGUGCUUCAGGUGUCGGGCUCGCCGCACAACAGCUCGCGCGGGACUUUGGCGCCCGCAACGUUUACGCUACAGCUGGCAGUGAGGAGAAGUGUCGAUUCUGCGAGCAGACGGCCGGGGCCGACAAGGCGUUCAACUACAAAGCCUGCGAUUGGGCCGAGGAGCUCGCCAAGUACACUUGCGCAGGAAAAACAGAAGGCUGUGCCGACGUCAUUAUGGACUUUAUCGGCGCAAGUUAUUGGAAUAGCAACAUCGCUUCGCUCAAGCGUGAUGGACGCCUUGUCAUACAGGGCGCCAUGGGCGGCAUCAAGGUAAAGGACGGCAACAUCGGCCCCAUCAUCUUCAAGCGCUUGCGUAUCGAGGGCAGCACCCUCCGUAGCAGGACAGUGGAAUACCAGGGCGAGCUGGUGCAAAGUUUUCUCAAAGAAGGUGGCCUCGACAAGAUCAUUGCCGGUGUCUCCAAAGAGUCAGGAGUGGGCGGCAACGACAAGUUGCGGCCGCACAGCCUGGUCAUUCACAAGGUCUACGCGUGGGAGGAUAUUCAAGAGGCGCACCGCGAAAUGGAGGCGAACAAGAACGUCGGUAAAAUUGUUGUAACGAUUGACGGGUAAAUUUGUCCCAUGCAAUUACAGGUGGUUGCAAACUGCUCGCGAAUCACUCUACUAGCUGCGAAAUGGAGAGCCCUUGUCGGCUGAGAUGCGCUUACGAAGCCUCCCGGCUAUGCUCGCAGUGGUGAGCGGACAUUGCACAGCCCGAGGCCAAAGACUUCCGCAAUGGUGCUAAAGUGAAUCGCAAAAGCAGAGGAUCUGGCCUAAGUCAGUAGUCACUGUGGCUGCGUGCAAUGUACCACAAUAUGCCAUGUCCGCUGAAGGAGAAUCUAUAAGAAAGGCACAAAGCUGUAAAAGACUGUUCCAGGUUGCAAGGGCGGGGGAAAAUGAACUACAG
Molecule: messenger RNA, 1763 nt
Organism: Tilletiaria anomala UBC 951
Lineage: Eukaryota; Fungi; Basidiomycota; Exobasidiomycetes; Georgefischeriales; Tilletiariaceae
Product: quinone oxidoreductase putative
Exons: 2
Coding region: 314-1429 (371 amino acids)
Molecular function (GO): oxidoreductase activity
Source: RefSeq, a predicted model, not a curated record